Molecule: messenger RNA, 756 nt
Organism: Tachysurus fulvidraco (yellow catfish)
Lineage: Eukaryota; Metazoa; Chordata; Actinopteri; Siluriformes; Bagridae
Product: nuclear pore complex protein Nup107-like
Exons: 5
Coding region: 70-690 (206 amino acids)
Biological process (GO): regulation of DNA-templated transcription; protein import into nucleus; post-transcriptional tethering of RNA polymerase II gene DNA at nuclear periphery
Cellular component (GO): nuclear pore outer ring; nuclear pore
Molecular function (GO): structural constituent of nuclear pore
Source: RefSeq, a predicted model, not a curated record
UUUUUUUUUACAGCCGCUAAGAAACACGAUGCUGCAAAGCUGGUCUUCGCCAAGGUUCCGGAAGAUUCCAUGCGGGAAAUUUACCGGCAGUGGGAGGAGCAUGGAAUGAACAUGCCGCUGCCUGCCGAGGACGAGAACGCCAUCCGAGAGCACCUGUGUGUCCGAGCUUACCUGGAAGCUCAUGAAGCCUUUAAUGACUGGUUCAGACACAUGAGUUCGCCCCCUGUGAAGCCCACCCCACCCACCCAGGCCAACUUCAAAGAGACCGUCGCCUACGAGAUGAAGGAGAAGGACUACAAGUCCGAUUAUGAGAAAUGGCAGGGACGGCUGGAUGCUCUGACUGAGGAGGUGAAAGAGAGAAUCUACAACGUCCUGCUGUUUGUGGACGGAGGCUGGAUGGUGGAUGUCCGAGAGGAUGCAGACGUGGACUCAGAACGCUCCAUACAGAUGUCUCUGCUGCGCCGCUUGUGUUUGCCCAUCAUGACGUUCCUGCUGCUGACGGUGCUGCAGAGAACCGAGCGUCACCAGGAGAGUCUUCGCCUCGCUGACAUCAUCACCUCCGACCAGCACCGACUUUAUGAGGUGUUCUCUAAAGACGAGCUGCAGAAGUUUCUCCAGAAGAUGAGGGAGUCGUCUCUGCUGUUGUUGGAUAAAGGGCUCGAUCCUCUGGGCUAUGAGCUCCAGUCCUAAAAAAAAAGCUGGAGUGUUUUUUUGUUUUCUAUUUUGUACUGAAAUAAAUGUGUGUGAUCUUCAUGA